Anthonomus grandis grandis is the source of this 755-nucleotide messenger RNA. RefSeq names its product RNA-binding protein 8A (gene tsu). Gene Ontology annotation, cellular component: exon-exon junction complex; cytoplasm; nucleus. The coding region runs from base 144 to 644 and encodes 166 amino acids. Gene Ontology annotation, molecular function: mRNA binding. The transcript has 3 exons. Gene Ontology annotation, biological process: RNA splicing. Lineage: Eukaryota; Metazoa; Arthropoda; Insecta; Coleoptera; Curculionidae. The record is from RefSeq and is a predicted model, not a curated record.
GUGACAUUUAGUAACUUUUUUUUCUUAGCGGCGUUUGUUUUGUUGACGAGGUGAGGGGCCCCAAAAGUCCAGUUAUUUCAUUAAUUUUAUAAUUUUAUCACUCGAGUGCCUUUAUUUCGAAGCCUCCGCGGCACCAAUUGACAAUGGCCGACGUACUGGACAUAAACGAUGUCGGAGAUACGGGCGAUAUCGAUGUGGAAGACGAAGGGGACCAGAGCGUGAUCAGGUUAAAAGACAAAGUGGUGAAGAGGAAAGGUCGCGGAUUUGGGGCCGGGGAGUCUCGGGAACACGAAAAGGUUCGGGGAUAUGAAAGUGUCGAUCACGGUGAUGGCGAUGAGCCAGGUCCUCAAAAAUCAGUUGAAGGCUGGAUUCUCUUUAUAACAUCAGUUCAUGAAGAGGCAUCUGAAGACGAUCUUGUUGAAAAGUUCUCCGAAUUUGGCCCGAUCAAAAACAUCAACAUAAACUUGGACAGAAGAACAGGCUUCCUUAAAGGUUAUGCCUUAAUUGAGUACGGGUCAUAUGAUGAAGCAGCAGCAGCCAGAGAAGCACUCAAUGGUUCAUCCCUUUUGGGCCAAACAAUAGGGGUGGACUGGUGUUUUGUCAAGGGGCCAAAGAAAUCAAAGAGGAAGAGUAGGAGACACUAGGAUAAUAUUUAAUUAGCUUUUUAAGUUCAUCCGGGUUUGAAAGGCAAAUAUGAGAAUGCAAGUUUCUAAUUAUAUUUUAUAGGAAAAAUAAACAAUAUUGAUUUAAUCUGA